This is a messenger RNA of Prunus armeniaca (apricot), 987 nucleotides long. NCBI's taxonomy places the organism in Eukaryota, Viridiplantae, Streptophyta, Magnoliopsida, Rosales, Rosaceae. The record is from the annotation of a GenBank genome assembly.
AUGAUUUUCAACAGAACGUACUUUGGCAAAGGGAGGGAGGAUGGAGGGCCUGGUGUUGAAGAAGAAGAACAUGUCUCUGCGCUUCUUACUUUGCUUACUUAUGCCUAUGCAUUCUGCGUAUCUGAUUAUCUUCCUUGGCUUAGAGUUUUUGACAUCGAUGGGCACGAGAAAAAGGUAAGGAAGGCUAUGAACAUUGUCAAGAAGCAUCAAGAGCCUAUUGUGAAUGAGAGGUUACAAGAAUGGAGAGAUGGCAAGAGGAAUGAGCCUGAUGACCUGCUUGAUGUUUUCAUCUCACUCAAAGAUGCAAAUGGACAACCCUUAUUAUCAGAUGAAGAGAUCAAAGCGCAAACCACGGAGCUGCAGCUCUCAACAGUGGACAGUCCAUUCAAUGUAGCAGAGUGGGCUCUAACAGAAAUGCUCAACCAACCUGAGAUGCUAAAAAAGGCAGAAGAGGAACUAGAUAGGGUAGUGGGGAAAAAGACUCUUGUUCAAGAAUCCCAUGUCCCUCACCUCCCUUACAUAAGGGCAUGUGCAAAAGAAGUUAUGAGGUUGCAUCCAGUUGGACCAUUCAACCUCCCCCACGUGUCCAUCGCAGAUGCUGAAGUGGCAGGCUACUUCAUCCCAAAGGGCAGCAAUGUCAUCUUAAGCCGCUUAGAGCUCGGGCGCAACCCUAGAGUGUGGGAAGAGCCAUUGAGAUUCAACCCAGAACGCCAUCUGAAUAGAGCUGUUGACCAACAAGUUGACCUGGAAGAGAAUGACCUGAGGUUCGUUUCCUUCUCUACUGGAAGGAGAGGCUGCAUGGGCGUUGGGCUCGGCUCCACCAUAGUUGUGAUGCUCCUUGCAAGGCUCCUUCAAGGGUUUUCAUGGAGCUUGCCGCCAGAUGCGGACAAGAUUGACUUCACUGAGGAUCAGAUUUACUUGAAGAAGGCUAGUCCUUUGCUUGCACAAGCCAAACCUCGCUUGCCUGCCUCUGUGUACCCAAUAUAA